Colletotrichum truncatum is the source of this 1617-nucleotide messenger RNA. Its product is annotated as allantoate permease. The record is from RefSeq and is a predicted model, not a curated record. Gene Ontology annotation, biological process: L-cysteine transport; transmembrane transport. Gene Ontology annotation, molecular function: L-cysteine transmembrane transporter activity. Gene Ontology annotation, cellular component: membrane. NCBI's taxonomy places the organism in Eukaryota, Fungi, Ascomycota, Sordariomycetes, Glomerellales, Glomerellaceae.
AUGGGCAGAGCCAGCCAGGACGCCGUCCAGGCCACCCCCGAUGCCAUCCGCAACUCGGAUGAGAAGAACACCGGCGCCGACGCCGCCCAGAUCGAGCGUACGCUGUCUGGUGCUGACGCCAAAGGUGAACAUGUCAACUACGACCGUAUUGAUGGCGAGCUUGCCAAGUACGCCGCCGGUGAUGGCAGCAUCGUCAUCACUGAGGAGGAGAACAAGCGCUUGAAGAAGCUUAUCGACAGACGCGUGCUUCCCAUCAUGGUCGUCACCUACUUCCUCCAGGCUCUCGAUAAGGGAACCAUGUCCUUCAGUUCCGUCAUGGGAAUCCGUGAUGAUAUCCCCGCUCUCAAGGCGAACACAAACUUCGCCUGGCUUACCACCUGUAUCUACCUUGCGGUCCUUGUCGUCGAAUACCCUACCAACUGGGCCAUCCAGAGAUUGCCUGUCGCUAAGUACCUCGGUUUCAACAUCCUGGCAUGGAGCACUGUGCUGUGCUGCCACGCCCUCUGCUUCAGCUUCCCCGCCCUCAUUGCCGUGAGAACUCUGCUGGGUAUCUUCGAGGCAGUCUGCCAGCCGGCUUUCCUUAUCAUGAGUUCUAUUUGGUACAAGCGUGAGGAGCAGGCUCAAGUCGUUACCUACUGGUACAUGAUGAACGGCAUGCAGCAGAUCUGCGGUGGUCUUCUGGCCUACGCCUUCUCCCACAUUAGACACCCCAGCUUCCUGGCCAACCCGGGUAAUGCGGCUAUCCGAUCGUGGCAGGCUAUCUUCAUCACCUACGGUUGCGCCUCCUUCCUGUGGGGUAUCUAUGUUCUCCUUAUGCUUCCUGACAGCCCUAUGCGUGCAAAGUGCUUCUCCGAGACCGACAAGAAGCUCAUGGUUGAGCGUGUCCGUUCCAACCAGACUGGUCUGCAAAACAAGAAGUUCCGUGCCUACCAGGUCAAGGAGGCCUUCCUGGACCCCCAGACCUACUGCUACAUGCUUAUCCAGAUCUGCACUACCCUUCCCACCUCUGGUCUCGGCGCGUUCUACAACAUCAUCAUCAAGGGCUUGAACUUCUCUCUUCUUGAGACUCAGCUUCUGGCUAUGGUUCUCGGUGCCAUCAUCAUCUUCACGCUGAUGACGUCUGCAUGGAUGACCAAGAAGUGGAACCAGAACUUGAUCACCAUGGCCGUCUUCCUGAUCCCUUCCUACAUCGGUACGAUUGUCAUCAUGACGGUUCCCAACACGAACAACGCCACCAAGGCCGGUCUCCUGAUCAGCUACUGGAUUAUCUUCACUUUCUGGGCCGCUCAGGGUCUUGGUAUGUCCAUGUUGACUCGUAACGUCGGUGGCCAGACCAAGAAGUCUGUGUGCAUCACCAUGAACUUCCUGGCUUGGUGCGCUGGUAACGCCACCGGACCCCAAGUUUUCUUCGACGGUGACGAGCCCCGCUACCUCAAGGCUUUCACCGUCCACCUUGUCUGCUACUCCGUUCUUGUCGGAGUCAUUUGCUUCCUGCGCUGGAACCUGAUCUGGCGCAACAAGAAGAAGGACAGAGAGUUCGGUUCCGAGAUCGACACCACCCACGGUUUCGAUGAUUUGACGGACAAGGAGAACCCCAACUUCCGUUACAUCUACUAA